AUGCUAUUCAAAAGUUCUCCUACAAGACUUCGAUUGAGAAGACUUGGCAUUCGAUUUUACAUGCCUCUCCAUCUCCACUCAUCAAUGGCGAUCCCUCCUCUUCUCAACAGAUACACUAUUUUCUUAGUUUUCGUUUUGUUUUCCAACUGGGUUUACUCUGAAGACGAUGUUAGAUGGCUGAAAGGGGUGAAGAAUUCGUUAACUGACCCAGAGGAGAAGCUUAGUUCAUGGAGCUUCUUAAAUACUUCGGCUGGAUUCACUUACUCUUUACAGUACUGCACCAGCCUUCAGACCCUCGAUCUCUCCGAUAAUCGUCAGCCUGGUUCCAUCCCGCCUCAAAUCUACACUUGGAUACCUUAUUUAGUCAAUCUAGAUUUACCCCGCAAUGAUUUGAAUGGUGGAAUCCCCGUUGGUCUUGUAAACUGCACGUAUCCAAACAACUUGAUCUUAGAUGACAAAAAAUUGUCCGGGAAUAUCCCGGACGAGUUGUCGAAUUUGGAAAGGAUGAAAAAGCUUUUGCUUGAAAAUAAUGAUUUAUCCGAGAGGGUGCUCGCAUUUAAGUACGAGUCAUUGAAGCUUAAUAUAAGCGAGAAUAGUGGGCUUUGUAGCAGAAGAUGUGGAUUGAGUAAAGAAAGUCUGGCCAUAAUUAUCUCCGCAAGGGGUUGCCUGGGCACUCUUUUCAACGUUGUUAGGGUUAUGUCUAUGGUGGUGGUUUAA
Messenger RNA from Fraxinus pennsylvanica, 717 nucleotides. Lineage: Eukaryota; Viridiplantae; Streptophyta; Magnoliopsida; Lamiales; Oleaceae. The record is from the annotation of a GenBank genome assembly.